Molecule: messenger RNA, 6004 nt
Organism: Podarcis lilfordi (Lilford's wall lizard)
Lineage: Eukaryota; Metazoa; Chordata; Lepidosauria; Squamata; Lacertidae
Source: the annotation of a GenBank genome assembly
CCUCAGAAGACGGGGAAAUAGAAACCUACAGGUUUUGUGGGCUGGUCUCUGAGAAUCACUUUAAAACUGGGGGGGGGGGGGUCAGCAUCGAACGAGAGUCUAGGUGCUGUUUCCAUUGGCGGAGGAUACUGUCAAUCACUAGCCUCUUCCCCAAUAUAGAGAACGUGGUGGAAGUAGCUGCAGAUUUCCGAGGAGAGGCGUGGGUAAGUAACAGCUUCUAGCAGCGGUAACCAAAACAAUCAAGGGAAAUUGGUGGCUCGAUCAGUUCCUUCCCCAGCUCAGCAAUUGAGCAUAGAGAUGUUUCUGUUUUGGGGAGCUGACUUCUCUUCAUAUGCAAGACCACCCCAAUGUCUAUUUUCCAAGAAUUUAGUAGAUGUUAAGCAUGUUUGGUCGAUAUGUACAGAUAUGCAGUGUUUUCGGCAGGAUAGCGUAAAAGGAAUUAAAGAAUAACACUGGCCCCGUUUUUGCUGUUAGACAACUUUAAGGAUGUUUUCAGAAUAAAAGAUCUAGCUGUAAAAGUAUUGUUAAUAGGAUGCUUGCAAUGUAAAUACUGAAUGCCAUUUUUUAACAAAAACAUUUUCAUUUCAGAAAGGAAAAUCUGGUAAGAGGUAACUUGUUUAUCUGGUUAGCGAUGUAUUAGCGUUAUACAACACUUAUAGGAUGGAUUGAAGCAAGGAGACCCUUUGGACAACCAGCAGCCACUUGUUAAAUUUUUGGAACCAAUUAAAGCUAUAUGGAAACAUUAGGUGCUGCCUUGCAGGGGACUGCAGGGCCAGCAUAGGGGUCCUCAGGCCUUUGCUUUCUGUUGCCAAGACACCAGCUGAGGAGAUGCUGAUGCUGUGCAGAGUGAGCGGCAAGCUCAUUGGGGGCAGCAGGAGCGGGGAGAAGACAGAGAAGAAAUCCUCAUCCACUGGCUGGGAGCUGCUACCUGUGCAGAACAAGCGAGCGGCAAACAAAGAGAGAUGGGUGGUGUGGGGAGCAGGGCUUUGGGCCUGGCUGCGCCAUCCCUGAUUUAGACUUUAAUCCCGUCAUUCUGACGCAAUCCAAACUGAAAUGGAGGCUCCUCUCUUCCGUUUGCAGCCAGCGCUCGAAACUCCCCAUUGUUUUGGCAUGUUUUGCAUCAGGGAAUUUUUUUCAAGCAGCUUCUGAGCUCUGGGUGCAGAACUGCCACUGCUGGAAGGAAAGGAGGACCUUUUUCUGCCUCCCCACUUCCAGCCACUCUCUGAAGACGGGCGAAGGGACCCUCAUAAGAAUAUUAGCAAGGUGGGUAAAGGAAGCAUGGCUUUGCGUUUUUUGCAGUCUUCAGAUGAGGACUAGACCAUGUGAAAAAUGAAAAUAAGAUUUUAGCUGCGGUUCAUUCAUUUUCAGCUUUGUAUCGUUAUAAAAAAACACGCCUAGACAUUCUGUUGCGGGGCCCAUAACAAAGGUUUAAGAUUCCAUUUAUGUAGCUCCUAGCUUUCAUAUCUCAGUUUCUAACACUGUUUGCAGUGUUAUGUCUCCUGAUAAAAAGGCAAGGAAGGUGACUUCUCAUGCUUUCAUAUUUAGGUUAUCUGUUUCUGGGUGAAAAACAAAAACCAGGGUGCAGCUUUUCCCAGCAUGAGGAUGCCUUGAUGGGGAGAGUUGGCCUUCUGGCAUUUCUGUCUGCCACACAGCUGUUACAGACAAUCCUAGACACCACAAAUAAAAGCAAUAUUCUUAUCCUCCUCCUGAGCUUGUGGGUGUCCAGUGCUGCUGUCAAGCACUUUUAUUUCUCCUUGAUUCAUACUCAUGGUUAUUUAUUUGCAUUUAAAAAUCAAAUCUUGGCUUUAUGCUGUUUCUCAGCAUUUAUUCUUUGGGGCAGCUGCAUUUUUGCAGCUGCUGGUAUAUUUGCCUCUGAAAAUGGAGGUGCUGCACGCAUAAACACAUCCCUCAUACACCCCCCCCCAGAAGAAAGAAAGAUGAAUCCUUUCUAGCUCUGCUUUGUCAUGGGGUUACAUGUUCUACAAAGGGAAUGCUGAGAUUUUAGGCACUACUUAUUUAGUAUUAUUAUUACUCAUUUAACAAUGCUUUUUUGGCACUUCAAAAAAAGAAUCCCUCUAAACUGUAUACAUAAAAUUGUAUGAAAUAGUCAUAUAGCAAUAAUGACUUUAUAUAGCAAUAAAGACAAUAUUGCUUUCAAACAGAUGGAGAUAAAAUGGAGAUAAAAGCAACAGAUUUUAAAAACCAAUGUACAUAAUAAAAUUACAUGUCUGAGAAGGCUUUAAAAGAGUACACCUGUCUUUCACAGGGUAUAUGCCUAUUUUCAAACUUUGGACUAUCCCAUAUUGUGCGUUGGGAUUGCUACCAUUCUUGCCGGUCCUUCUAUACCUUUUAGCAGCAACCUGGCAUGUAGGAAUUCUUCUUAAUAUUUUCCUGCCAGACAGAUGACAGAGUUGGGAACCCUUUUCCCAGCACUUUGUCAGUUUGUAGCCUGACAAACUACAAUUUCCAGGAUUCCUGAGGGGACAACACCAUUUUCUGAUUCAUCUCAGGCACCAAAAUGUCUUGAGCCGGCCUUGGUGCUGAGAGUUCUUAAUUAACUCUCUUAAAAAACUACAAUACCCUGACUUAACUGGGAAGAGGGAUUGGUAGUUAAACCACCAGAGUCCACUUUGUCAGAUGUAUAGAAUUACAGUGGUACCUUGGUCAAAGAACAGCUUAGUUUAUGAACAACUUAGAUUAAGAACGCUGCAAACCCGGAAGUAGGUGUUUUGGUUUGUGAACUUUGCCUUGGAAUAAAAAUAUGUUCCGCUUCCUGUUGAGUGUGUUCCAUUUGUAAAUUGAGUCCCCUGCUGCUAUGGGAAAGCAUGCCUUGGUUUAAGGACGGACUUCCAGAGCAGAUUAAGUUCGUAAACCAAGGUACCACUGUAUCCUAAAUAGAUAGUGUCCAGUUAUCACAGUGGCCAUCCAAAUGCAUCUGGAAAACCCUCAAGCACUAGAGCACCCUCUCCCCUCCUGUGGUUUCAGACAACUGCUAUUCAGAAGCAUUGCUGCCAUCAUGGCUAGCAGACAUUGAUAGCCUUAUCCUCCAUGAAUUUGUCCCGUCCUUUUUUAAAUUCACCCAAAUUGGUGGCCAUCACUGCCUCCUGUGGGAUCGAGUUCCAUAGUUUAACACACAAUUGUACACUGCAUUAGCCUAACUGAGUUUCUGGCAUCUCUCUUCAGGUCUCUUAAAGCCAACAUGGUGGGCGUUCCAGGUAAGAGAGCCUAUUUACUUUCUUGGGGAUUGGGUAACUUGUCACCUUCCAGUCUUCUCAAACUCUUCUCAGUCGGGGACAUGGGGUUCUCCUCACCUCUGCCCCCACUUAGCCUAGGUUAAAAUUAGAAGCACACUUCACUAUUGGACUGCGUCCAGAGUAUGGCACUAACAUGUACAUACACAGGCUACUGUUUCUGAGUGUGUAUUUGUGCGCCUUCAUCCGCAUAUAAGUGCUUUUGAUUUCAUGCUUCCCAAAUCUAUCUUGAUGUUUCCUAUCCACACCAGUAAGCCGUACUUGGUUAAAUGUGUGUGUUGUCUCACACCUCAACUAGAAUUUCCCUGUUCCUGAAACUGGAGGUCUCUUGUGGGCAUGAAUAGACAUUUACCUGGGUCCAGCACCUUGUUGUAAUACAAGUUGUCUUGACUUUGUUAAAUUUAGGGCUAAAUCAUUAUGCCGCUGAAUCAUUAGCAUUGCUAAGCAAUUCUUUUUUAAAAAGACACCACACAGAGAAGAAAACGAUAAAAAGUCAUCAGAAAACUGAAAUAAUGUUUCCAGGCAAGCUACCUCGAAAUGCUAAUGAUGUAUUUUAAAAUCUUGUACAACUCUGAGAAAUCAGCAUUAAAAUGGUGAGGAAAUUUUCAUGAGAAUUUGUGUGCGUUUGUUUUUAAAUCAAGCUGAUAUGGAAAUGUGAACGGAACCUGAGAUUGGAAAACAUGAGGAACAGAAAGUAAAUGAAACUGACAAAUAUGCCCAUCAUAGUUGUAGCUCACCUGAUGCUUUUUUGCAUUUUACAGUCAUACCUCCAGUUGCGAACGUGAUCCGUGCGGGAGGCACGUUCGCAACCCGCAGUGUUCAUAGCCUGAAGUGCCGCGUCUGCGCACGCGCAUGAUGCAAUCCAGAGCUUCUGCACAUGCGCGUGAUGUCAUUUUGUGCUUCUGCGCAUGCAUGAGUGCCAAAACCCGGAAGUAACCUGUUCCGGUACUUCUGGGUUCUGCGCGGUCUGCAACCCGAAAACGCGCAACCUGCAGCGUUCGUAAUCCGAGGUAUGACUGUAUAUGUACUUGAGAUCCAUUAUAUCUUAUUAAAACAAGUCUCUCUUUCAGUAAUUGCAGCUUUGGGAGGUGCAGCCGGCUUGGGUAAGUAAUCUGGAUUUCCAGUUGGGCAAAUUUUGGUGAUUAUUUUGCUUGCAGCAGCAUGAAUGAAGCUUGCAAGUCAUUGGAAAUGGUGGAGUUCACAAUGAAAGUCUGGCUUGAUGAGAUCUGUGAAAUGGCUUUGACAGAACAUCUGGCAUAUCAAAACAGAAUAACUGAAGGGAUAGCCAACAGCAUUAAAUUUAACAAACUUUGGAUGCCCUUUCUGCAUUAAGCAAAUAUCUACAUAUCGUAGUAGUCCCACGCUGUGCACCCUAUGGAGCCUUGUGUCUAGAGGGAGGUCAACACAAGGUAGAGGCUGUCGCCUGGGCGAGAUUUCUUCUAUCCUGGUUAAACAUCUGCCUUACAUCAGAUAAAGAUCCUCUCCUCAGCGAUGUUUUGUUAGAUCCCUUUCUUUCCCCAGAGCUACAACAGUUUAACAAGAAGGUACUGCAACUCAGGCUGUCAGUGGAACUUUUGCGAUCGAUGUCCCUACCAUCUGCCAAGGCUAUAUUAAAAACUAGGUUGUGGGAUACUGAACGACAAGAACUAACAGCAGCAGCAGAGAAAACAUGUUUCCCUCUUUAUUUUCAACUUUCAUCUCUGUAUCCCCAAAUGGAAACCAGAGUUGGAGGUCAUACAUUUUCAUUUACUGGGGAAUGAUCAGGAGCUCACCAAGUUAGUGGCUAAAUAUAGCUAUUUGGUUUUUUGCCAUUGAAAUACACUGCAGAUGUCAGAUCUCCCUGGAGACCUAGAGAUGUGAUGACAGUCUGCUCUGCCUCCUUUCUUUUAGCAAAUGUUUUGUGCCACUGGGGAAGUGGUAAUUCUGUAUUGAUUUGUUUUGGAUGUUUGUAUGUGAUGCCAAUAAAAGGUUUGAUGAUGAUGAUGAUUUAUCGUAGUCAGUUCCCCUACUUCUAUCAUGUAACAUAACUUAUUCUGUGUUCUUGCAGCAGUGGCCACGAUUGCUGUACCAGUAGCACUGGGAGCAGCAGGCUUCACUGGAGCUGGAAUUGCAGCUGGCUCUCUGGCUGCAAAAAUGAUGUCGGCAGCAGCCAUCGCCAAUGGUGGAGGAGUAGCAGCUGGGAGCGCUGUUGCUGCGCUUCAGUCAGUCGGUAUGUCUGCUGCUCUCAGGACAAGAACCACAUGAUUGGCAGAGCCAGUCUCCGCACCUUGAGAUCUUCAUCACAAUAACUGUGUGUCUUGAUCAUCUUCUAGGUGCUGCUGGGCUGUCCACUGCUACCACAGCUGCAGUGACAGCUGGUGGAGCACUGCUGGCUGCCAUCUUCCCUUAAGAAGAAGACACACAUACGCAGAGGCCAUAUCUACUUGGAAAAGCAGUACUUGGAAGAUCAUGCUUUGCCGUCAACAGCAUAAAUUACCUUAAGCAAAAUGUGAUUUUCAUCAAUGCUACGUUAUUCCUAUUGGCCAAAAUGUGCAACAACAAAUAAAGCUUUGAGAAUUCAACAAGAGUGUUAGCAAGAAAGCUGAUUGGUGGCAUCGCACAACGCACAUGUAAAAUACUUGCUGUCCCAUGAGGAAAAGAUCCAUGUUUUCCUUAGCAGGCUUUUGACUUCAGUGUUUUGUGCUGCACUGGGGGACACUCCAUUUCCCCUCUUUCCACAAUUAUGAGCUUCUUAGUUGAGAAUCCCAUUCUGA